CGAAUCUGUUUAGGCCAAACCCAAACCUGUUUAUGGCGGGUCGAACACGGAUCGGGUUGGCGAGUCGGAUCAUAUUUUGUCACCCCUAGCCAAGGGCCGCCGGCUAGGGCUCCCUUGCGAUCGUCCUCCGAUUUGAAAUGGAAGACGAGAUGAACCUCGGCAAGGGGAGAUGCCUCCACCUCGUAUUGGAGCUUCCCCCUCACCUUCAUUUCUCAAGCAAUCUAGUUGGCCGGGACCCUCUGUCCCAGGCUUCGAGUGACGAAUGCCAACUUCUCCUGCGCCUUCUCUUGAGGCUUCGAUCCGUUCCUCCAGCCGCUCAAGAAUAUCCAUAAAAUACCUCCGGAGGUUCUCCAACUCCCCGUCGGAGAUCAUGUGGCUUGUCCACCACACCUGCCUCAGCCGGCUUUGCGCCGCCUUGAGUCCUGGGUUCCCAUCGCUUGUUGUAGGCGGCGUACGGCUCCCGCUGCCGGAGGAGCAACCCGUUGUAUCACCACCCCGAUCCCCCAUUCGUCAAUUGCAUAGAAGGUGUUCGAUGGAGUGUCCAAAAAAAAAAAAAAGGAAGCACGAAGAUCAAAGCAACUGUUCAUACACGGCGCGUACACUACUCUUCGAACCCUGUGUUAGAUUCUCCACUGCUUAAAAAGUAGCCGUUGUAGUCCCCGCGGUAACCCAAGCCAGCCUCACCACGGUGGCCCUUUACAUAAGUUCCCAUGGUGGGAGCCUCUCCUCCCCUGGUAAUGGCUAGUAAUCCCAUGCUCAAAUUUAGAUUUUUACGCCUCUCCCUCCAGCCUCAUGAAGCCAGAAAUCUCUUCUUUUCCUCUUCCUUUGCUGUGGCGGCGACACCCAUAGUUUUAGACUCCGUCUUAGAGCAACAAAGGUUCAUCUCAUAUCCUGAAGCUGGAAUCCCGGAAACCCACUUCUUCCCCCAUUUCCCUUGAUCCCAGGUCCUGUAUGUCAGUCCUGGUGCAAUAACGGAACUCGUCCCAACUCAUCCCAGUUCAAACAAACUCGUAUGCAUCUAUGCGCAGCAUGCCGUUGGCCGAUGCGCAUGCUCUUUUGCCGGAUGCAAGAGUGGGAAAAUGUGUCAUCCAGUGCGAUGGUUAGUGGGUUUGUGAAGACUGGAAAUUACGAGAAUUGUUUGAGAAUUUUUGAGGGAGGACAUUCGUUCUGGCUCUCGGAUUCGUAGCUACAAAUUUACCUUUUGCUUUCAGUGUUAUAGAUGCAAUACCAAUCCAAUUAGGUAUGGAAAUCCACUAUCUUGUUUGGAAGUCUGGGUUGUUGGCGGCGCUAGUUGACUUGUAUGCUUGAUGCGGCAUGUUGAAGAUGCUUGCAAGGUGUUUGAUAAGAUGUCGAAUAAGGAUAUGGUGACUUGGACUUUCAUGAUUUCUGGGUGUGCUUAGUAAGGGAACCCUGAGGAGUCUCUAACCUUUCUUGAUAGAAUAAAGGAAGAAGGCAUUGCUCCUGAUAAGGUCACCAUGGUGACCAUUGCUUUUGCUUUUGUACAAGCUUGGGAACAUGAUAAGGCUAUAAGAUGGACCAUGAUUACAUAUCGAGGAAGAAAAUCUCAUUUCAUGUGAUUUUGGGGAUGGCGAUAAUUGAUAUGCAGCUCAACUCAACUAAGCCUUAACCAUAAACUAGUUUAGGUUGGCUACAUGAAUCCUUUCCUCCAUUCCUCUCCAUUUAGGACUACACUUUUUGAAACAUACGGAACAUCCUACAUAAUUUUUGGUCUACCUCUACCUCUCUUUCCUUCUACUUAUAUGAAAUCACUCCUUCGUACUGGUGCAUCCCUCAGUCUACAUCGUACAUGUCCAAACCAUCUAAGUUGACCUUAUCAAAAUUUAUCCUUAAUUGAUGCUACCUCUAUUUUUUAUGAAUGACUUAAUUUCUUAUUCUAUCUUUUCAUGUAUUAUCACACAUUCAUCUUAAUAUUCUCAUUUCGGCCACAUUCAUUAUGUGCAUAUAUUGUUUUUUAACUACCCAAUAUUAUGUACUAUAAAGCAUAGCUGGUCGUAUAUGUAUCCUAUAAAAUUUUCUUUCCAACUUGGUAGGUAUCCCACAAUCACAUGAUAUCCUAGUUGUACUUUUUCAUUUAUCCACCCUGCUUUAAUCCUAUGGAUAUCAUUCUUUUCAAUCUCUGAUUCCUUAUGAAUAAUCAUUUUUAAAUACCAAAAAUUAUCACAGAACUUCAUGAUCAUCAUUUUUCACUCCAUCUUUAUCUCUAUUUCUUACUAAAACCAUAUUCCAUAUAUUCCAUCUUGGAGCAUAGAUGAUUGAUAUGUAUGCCAAAUGUGACAGCACAGAUGCUGCCAGGGAGAUCUUUAAUCAGAUGAAGGAAAACAAUGUCAUUUCCUCAGCUUAUAGAAUUCCUGUGCAUGGCAAAACAGCUCCGGAGUUGUUCUCUUCAGAUGUUGCAGAGUGGAAUGCAACCAAAUGGAAUUACCUUCUUUUCCAUCUUGUCUGCUUGUAGUCAUGCAAGUUUGGUUGAUGAAGGUUGGUAGUUGUUCCAUGCAAUGGAGAGAGAUGACUCGAUUGAACUUGAUGCAAAGCACUACACUUGCAUGGUGGUUCUUCUUGGCUGAGCAGGAAGACUUGAUGUUGCAAUGGAAUUGUCCAAGAGGAUGACAUUUUAGAAAGAUGAGAGCUUUUGAGGGUCUUUGUUAGGUUCUUGUAGGAUCCAUGGGAGUAUAAAGUUGGCAGAGAAGGCUGAAAAAAGCCUUCUUGAACUGGACCUAAGUACUUUUGAGAAUUAUGUUUUGCUUUCUAAUAUAUGUGCCAAUGCAUGUAGGUGGGAAGAUGUGGCCAAGGUGACACAUUUGAUGUCCAGCAGGAGAUUGAAGAAGGCACCUGGUUGGACAUGGAUUGAGAGUAACAACUAGACACAUCAGUUUAGGGUGGGUGACAAGAGCUAUACAUAAUUAAAGGAGAUCUAUGAAAUGUUGAAGGUCCUGAGUGAGAAGUUGGAGUUGGCUAGCUAUGCUCCUGAUACUAAUUUUGUGCUGCAUGAUGUGGAUGAGGAACUUAAACCAGGGUUCUUAUACAAUCACAGCAAGAAGCUGGCAAUUGUGGUUGGUCUAAUUGCAACAACUGUGAAUCAGGAUAACUAGGAAUCUUAGAGUAUGUGGGGACUGCCACACCUUUACUAAGAUGGUAUCGGCUAUUGUACAGAGGGGAUGCAAACAGAUUUCACCACUUUAAAGAAGGGCCCUAUUCUUGUGGGGGCUUUGGUGAUAAACUGCAUUUGCAAUGAGGUCCCUUCUUUGGUCAUAAGUUCACAUGAAGCCAUAGGAGGAAUGACAAACUGGCAUAGUUAUUUCCUUCAGGCGGCCACAAGGUUAACAACAUGGCCGUGCCAUGGAUGAGGCUUACAAAUCUGUCCACCCAAGCAUAUAUAAAUACAUGGGUUGCGCAAAGCUCUGGAGAACAUGCCCAACGCAACACCACAUCCAAUAGCCCAGAAGAACUUUAAGUUGGGAACCAUGGCCCUGAAUGCUCUCAGCCAUGUCUUGUUCCUCCUACUGCUCGCCUUUGCCAUGUCUCAUGUGGCCUCUGCAGGUGAUCCUGACAUCACCUCAGACUUUGUCCUACCACCAAACGCCACUGUUGUUGAUGGCAGCUUCUUUACCUUCACCGGAUUGCGCAUGGCCGUCAAUGCAGCGCCGCCAAAAGCCUUCACUGCCUUCAAAGCUACAAUGGCAGAAUUCCCAGCUCUCAAUGGGCAGAGUGUCUCUUAUGCUAUACUGAUGUUCCCUGCUGGUACUGUCAAUCCCCCUCACACUCAUCCCCGUGCUGCGGAGCUCCUAUUCCUUGUCGAUGGCUUUCUUGAAGUCGGGUUUGUGGACACUACAAACAAGCUAUAUACUCAGAGACUCCAACCAGGGGACAUGUUUGUAUUCCCCAAGGGACUUGUUCACUUCCAGUAUUGCAGCAGUCAAGGCCCAGCGGUUGCAAUUUCUGCAUUUGGCAGUGCGAGCGCUGGGACUGUAUCGGUUCCUGGAAGUGUCUUUACAACAGGAAUUGAUGAUGACAUCCUUGCAAAAUCCUUCAAGACUGAUGUCGCCACCAUUCAGAUGAUCAAGUCUGGUCUUGCACCGAAGGCCUAAACUUGAAGCUCUUUUGUGAUCUCAAUCAUCUUACAUUGCAAGUUCCUUUAAUCAGCUGUCCUACCACCUUUCCUAGGAAAAUGUUGCCUUUGAAUUGUUUUUGUGGAGAGCAUUGACAUCCAUGUCUGUCACCGACUUAUUCAUUAAUAAAUUGUUUUCUACGAUUAAAUUA
This is a messenger RNA of Phoenix dactylifera (date palm), 4275 nucleotides long. RefSeq names its product germin-like protein 9-3. Gene Ontology annotation, molecular function: manganese ion binding. NCBI's taxonomy places the organism in Eukaryota, Viridiplantae, Streptophyta, Magnoliopsida, Arecales, Arecaceae. The record is from RefSeq and is a predicted model, not a curated record.